CCAAAAUAUGUCAAUUCGAUUAACAUGGAGGCUCUUAAUGAUAGAAUUGGAACGAGCAAACCCAUUACCAAGAAGGAAAAACAAUAAUGCUCCGUAACAAUAACCAUUGAUAAUUUUGUAUAGUUAUGCCCUUGUAUCAAAUAAGUAUACACACAAUUGGAUGUUGAGAAGUGUUCGUCCUCAAAAUGAAUUAAUCCAGAUGACAAGAGCAAUAUUACACCAGGAACGAUUGAUUGUCUUAAGUAUAACGUGCAUUGACAUGUAAUACGCUUUUUGCUGGUAAUGUAUCGGUACACCCUUUCACGGGCAAUAGCUAAGCCCCGUGAUUGACCUCGGUGUUCACUGGAGUGCAUUGAAGUGUGUUAAAUCCAAUACAACUGUUUGUGCGCAGCUAUGGUUACGACCACCAUGCUGGACAUUUGGCUUGAGACAUUUGACAGUAGCUAGUCUUGUCACAACGCAAACAUGCCGCCCAAAAAAGUCUCCACUUCGAAAACGCCGUCUAAACCUGUCACCUCCAAAGGUACCACCACCAAAACCCCGGAAAAGAAAGCAGGGAUCCAAAAAGGUGAGGCAUCAGCAUCAGCAUCCGCAUCAGCAUCAGCCGCCCCUCCACCCAUGCCGCCGGUGACGACAAUCAGUCUGAAGGGACUCAGUACGCUGGCAGAAGAAGCCAACCGCAAGGAUCCCAACAAAUGGCCCCUCAUAAUUGACCUCCAGGGAAACGUGACCACCUUCUUCAAAUACCGCGAUGCUAACGUCCUGCAGGCUGAGCUUCCAGGUGACCUGAGUGUUGAUAAACUCAGGGUAGCACUGAUAGGUGCGCUGAGGUUCGGCAAACCACUAGUGCUGGACAUGGGUUCACGUGACAUGGGAGAGGUGGAGAGGUUGAAUGACGUUGAGAAGAACUUGCUUGAUUCCCUUCUGAACAAGACACUGCUGGAGGAUGAAAGAUACCUGACGCUUGUCCAGCCCGAGGACGAGAAGGAGUACCACAACUCGGCCUACUAUGCCACGGAGAGGUUCAGCCUCGUUGUCGUCACCACCAACCCCAGCCCCAACACCCACAUCGCCGCCAGGAUGACCUGUUUCCAGGUUGAGUGACAUCACCAGACACGGCUUCAUUUUAGAUUAUCUAAACGUUCACAACCAUGAAUUCGGUCUUGACCGAGGGACGAUUGGAAUAGGAAGAUCUGAGCAGCGAUAGGUCAAAAGUAGUACCAGUCGGAUAGGCCCAAUGUGGUACUUUUCUGCCUACCCCCAUCGACCCUCAACCCACCAAGACCGAGAUCGAGGUCGUGAACCGACUUAUAGACCCUCAUCUCUUCAGAUGUCUACGUCAUUUAACACAUAUCUCGUUUUUAUUUGAUGCCUAUACCCCCUGUUUACAAUGGGCUCGUCUAACUCUCAUUAAAAUAUGUACUGCACGUGCGCCAACAGGUGGGCGACGCGCGUAGUCUCAAACCAUGUGUUCAGUGAACCGUUACUUCAUCACCUGCCUCGGUGGCCCAAUGGGUAAUUAGUUUAACUGGCAUCCAGCACUUUCCACACAGUGCGUGACCAGUCCAGUGUCACCAGAACAUCUCAGAAUAUUCCACAUGUUUCUCAAACGCUUGACAACCGGAAAUUUACAGAUAAUUCGAACAUCUAAAUAUAAUAACGUCCUCGCCACUACUUACAUUUAAUAGUACUACAUUCCUGACAACUAAUCAUUGUUCAAAUACAAUGCAACGGACUUCUACUGAAUCUCAACAGAAACAAUUUAAUACAGUUACAAUCAUUGUUUAACAAUACAUUACACUGCCAUAUGACCAUAUGCAUAUGUGGGCAAAAAGGUCAUCGUCUUCAGCUAGAAGGCUAUGUGUAUUUCUAUGGUGGUAAGUGCUUUCUCAGAACCAUCUGUGACCGAGGUGUCUCUCCCUGAACCAUCUGUGACUAACGCUAGAUCUCUAAAUGAACAAUCUGUGAUCAAUGCGAGUGACCCCACUGUGACCCAUGUCUCUCUCAAGGAACCAUCUGUGAUCUCAAUUGUCUCUCAACGAACAAUAUGUAGCAAUUUCUGCCAAUAGAUGCCACGUUGUACACACCAUUUCUGUCUUCAGUAUGAAUAAAUGGUUUAUCAUGUA
Molecule: messenger RNA, 2126 nt
Organism: Haliotis rufescens (red abalone)
Lineage: Eukaryota; Metazoa; Mollusca; Gastropoda; Lepetellida; Haliotidae
Exons: 5
Coding region: 466-1104 (212 amino acids)
Source: RefSeq, a predicted model, not a curated record